Messenger RNA from Paramuricea clavata, 12233 nucleotides. The record is from the annotation of a GenBank genome assembly. NCBI's taxonomy places the organism in Eukaryota, Metazoa, Cnidaria, Anthozoa, Malacalcyonacea, Plexauridae.
CAGAUUUUGGAACACAAUGUGCCAUCCAGACUAACCGAGAAUCGAACGAUAAAAGCUGUUUUGUGGAUUAAAAUGGCCUCCGCAAAUCAGGCCAUGUUUGCGACAGGAGCCAUGCUGCGUAGACGAUUUGGUUUGGCAAAAAUAUCAGCUCAUGUAAACGCAUUUACUGCCAGAUCCGGCUUUGCAGGGGCGAGCGACAGGCGAUCGUAUAAUACUAAUGGGUUUGUACCUACAAAUUUCUAGAAUUACGAAAUUAAACACUCGUCCUGGCAUGCAUGGAUAAAGCUGGGAAUUGAAGUGUACAAAUGUGAAAAAGGCGUUGUACCAUGAUGUAUUGUUGCCAUGUGUAAUUAUUCUAAUUAAUAAACAGGGGGAAGGGUUAUAGUUUAGAAUUUUGCCUAUUAAAUAUCAGGAGCAAGUCAAUACCUCCCCCCCCCCCCUGCAAAGUUAAAACCAGUACAGCAAGGUACCACAUGGCUCCCAACUUUGCAUGUUUUAAAACGCAUGGUACCUUCAUAAAAUUUUGAUCUUUAACUUACAAAACAUGUCCCAUUGCUUGUGGGACUUAAGCAUUUUCUGUGCAUGUGCAUGGAACUUUUGACUAACUCAUGGACAUUUAUUGUGGCUAAUGUUAAUCAACUUGGUGUCAUAAUCUCUUAAUAAAAAUCUAACAUUUGCCUUAACCCCCUCAACGAAUGCCUGUGAGUUAGUAAAAGCAGUUGAGAUUUAUGAUAGUUUUGUCCCACAACCAUAGUGUAGGAAACCCUAAAUAAAUUGCAGUGAUUAUCCUGGUAAAAUUUGUGUUAAAUUAAACAUUUACCGUUAUGUGAUACUAUGUUCUAUAAACCAAUUAUUGCUUUAUCACUUUGCAUUGCAAGGCAUGUUAUUUUUUUACUGUGUGUAUACUAGUUUACAUGACAUUUGCUCGAAAUGCCAAAGUGUUUCAAACCAGCUUAUGAAUAUUACAGAAUACUGCCCACAAUAGACCUUAAGUCUGAGAUAUCUUUUUCAGAUAGUUCAUGCAGACAAAAACCAUGGCAACUUAUUGAAUACUACUAAUGCAAAACUUAUAUGCAAAAGAAGAAAAAGCAUAUUUUGUUUUAAACCAAUUUGCAAUGAUAACAAGUAGAAUAGUCUUUGACGUAUAUAUUUUACACGAAUUAAGACAGAAAAUGCAUUACAUACUGCAUAUUUUCUUGCAAUUAAGAACUCCGAAACUCAACAAGAGGUUAAAAGAGACGUCAGGAUGUGUUGUUAUCGGAGGUGGUAUUAUGGGAACCAGCAUUGCAUAUCAUCUGGCCAAAGCCGGGAUGAAGGAUGUUGUAUUACUGGAAAAAACAGAACUAACUGCUGGCUCGACUUGGCAUGCUGUAAGUUUAGUACUUAGGCGAUGGUGGGUAUAUGGGUUAAGGCCCAGCUGGCAGUUCCGAGCAACCCCAGUAAAAAGGUUAGACUUGGUUCAAGUCCGUCUUAGGAGAAAGUAUAGGGUGCGACUUUGGACAUUACUUGCAAAAAUUGGCAAGAAAACGUGUUGUUGUAACUGUCAAGCCACACCUCCUUUUUUACAUUGUUUCGUAUUUUAGUGCCGUUUUUCACCGCUCAUGUGAAUUGCUUUCAACCCCUUGAGAAUUGGAUUUGAACCAUCAGUCUAUAAAGAGGUUUGCAUUCAGAAAUGCCCAGCCAAUAUAAUUCAUUGCGCUUCUGACAUAAGGGACCAUCAGAGUUUGUGUCAUAACUCAUAAGUUGCUAUUUUAUCGCCUAUAUGUUGCCAUGUCAACAUGAUCAUUGAGAAAACAUCCACAGCUCCCCAUGGAAAUUUUCAUAUGUAUGUGGGGUGCGCAACUUUGAUGAAACAAUCCAACGUCAGAUUCCAUUAAUGAAUUUCCCAGUAACAGUGCCCAAAUAAUUAUAUAUUCUUGACAGGCUGGUCUCACAACAACAUUUAAUGCUGGCAUCAACAUGAAGAAAGUUCAUUACUACAGCGUGGAGCUGUUCAAAACACUUGAGGAAGAAACUGGACAGGUUGAAUUCAAAUCAUUUUAAGAAGUCUAUUUUCCAUCACCCAUAAUCGUGUCUGCUUACAACCAUAGACUAAACACACCUUUUUCUGCAGGAAACAUGGACCAUUUGACAUUACACAUUUUUUUGUAUCAAACCCUCUCUUCCAAUCCUUUUACAAUUGCAUGUCAUGCUGUUGAUGUUCAUGUAAAAUUAGUUAAAUUUCAAAUGUAAUUUAAAUGCAUUAAUAGAUAGGUAAUCAUCUGGUACCCACAUUUACUUAAGUAUUUCAAUGUAUUUACACUUGACAUUAUCUGUCAAACAGAUGUUGUUUAUUAAACCCAUUGAGUGUUAGGACUUUCCCCUUGACAAGUAAAAUUGUCUGGCGUUGGACAGAGUAAAAUAAUCUGACAAUGGACACAGUAAAAUACUAAAUAAUAGGGCGUAUCAGGGUGCAUUGCUGCUAAAGGGUUAAGGCCAAACAUGUUGCGAAAUUGAAUAAUCGUUCUAUUUGAACCACACAGGAAAUCGGCUGGCAUGGCCCAGGCACACUGAGGUUGGCCUGUAUUCCAGAACGUGUCGAUGAACUAAAAUACCAAACGGCACGUCAAGGUUGUCGAGAAGCUGAGCAGUAUCUCAUUGGUCCAGAGAAAAUUGCAGAACUACAUCCACUCUUGAAUAUGGAUAAAGUUCUCGCUGCGUUGUACAAUCCAGGUAGAUGAAAGGCAAUACGGUCGCGUUUCAAACACAUUUGCAGAGAGAAUAAUACAGGACUGAUAGAGAUAUUUAGUAAAAAUAAAGUUAGUUCCCGCCUGUAGUAGUUAAUUGGAUCAAUAAGGUAUAUAGCAGUUACUGGACAUUCAAGGAGAACAGUUUAGAUGUCUGGAGCAAUGACCAUGCAUUACUUGACCUCUAGGAAGAACAGUGUGGAACUGAUAGAGCUAUCCAGUAUAUAUAAAUAAAGUUAGUUUAGUUUAGGUUUCCUUCUGUAGUAACACUGGAUCAAUAAGAGAUGAGCCUUACUGUACCUCUAGGAAGAACAGUGUGGAAUUGAUAGAGCUAUCCAGUAUAAAUAAAGUUAGUUUAGUUUAGGUUUCCUUCUGUAGUAACACUGGAUCAAUAAGAGAUGAUCCUUACUGGACCUCUAGGAAGAACAGUGUGGAACUGAUAGAGCUAUCCAGUAUAUAUAAAUAAAGUUAGUUUAGUUUAGGUUUCCUUCUGUAGUAACACUGAAUCAAUAAGAGAUGAUCCUUACUGGAUCUUUAAAUAGGAAAAACAGUGUGGUCCAACUGAUAGAGCUAUCCAGUAUAUAUAUAAAUAAAGUUAGUUUAGUUUAGGUUUCCUUCUGUAGUAACACUGGAUCAAUAAGAAAUGGAUGAUCCUUAUUGGACCUCUAAGGAGAACAGUUAAGAAAUGGUAGAGCUAUCCAUUAUUACAUUCUGUGACACAUGUAGCAUGUUAUAUAUUUAAGGUGAUGGUCAUGUAGAUCCGUACUCGCUCUCUCAUGCCUUUGCUAUUGGUGCACGACAAUACGGUGCAGAGUUCUAUAUGCCAGCUCCAGUCAGAGGUCUUAAUCAGCGAGAGAAUGGAGAAUGGGAUGUGGAAACUGAUCAUGGGACUAUUCACGCUAAACACAUUGUGAAUGCUGCAGGUAUUGACAGACUUUAUAGUCACAUAUAGACUAGUCAACGACUACAGUCAUUCUACUCUGACUGACAGAUUCUAUCAGACGUUUCACAACAUUCUUAUCAGACUUGUCACAUAGUCAAUGACUACAGUCACUCUACUCUGACUGACAGAUUCUAUCAGACAUGUGACAACAUUCUUAUCAGACUUGUUACAUAGUCAAUGACUACAGUCACUCUACUCUGACAGAUUCUAUCAGACGUUUCACAACAUUCUUAUCAGACUUGUCACAUAGUCAAUGACUACAGUCAUUCUAUACUCUGCCAUAUUCUAUUAGACUUGUCACAUAGUCAAUGACUACAGUCACUCGAUCUAUAUACUCUGCCACAUUCUAUCAGACAUAGUCACGUAGUCAGUGACUACAGUCAUUCUACUUUGCCACAUUCUAUCAGACAUUUCACAUUGUCAAUGACUACAGUCAUUCUACUCUGCCAUAUUCUAUCAGACUUCUCACAUUGUCAAUGACUACAGUCAUUCUACUUUGCCAUAUUCUAUCAGACUUGUCACAUUGUCAGUGACUACAGUCACUCUACUUUGCCACAUUCUAUCAGACAUAGUCACAUAGUCAAUGACUACAGUCAUUCUAUACUCUGCCAUAUUCUAUCAGACUUGUCACAUUGUCAAUGACUACAGUCACUCUACUUUGCCACAUUCUAUCAGACAUAGUCACAUAGUCAAUGACUACAGUCAUUCUAUACUCUGCCAUAUUCUAUCAGACUUGUCACAUUGUCAAUGACUACAGUCAUUCUAUACUCUGCCAUAUUCUAUCAGACUUGUCACAUUGUCAAUGACUACAGUCACUCUACUUUGCCACAUUCUAUCAGACAUAGUCACAUAGUCAAUGACUACAGUCACUCUACUCUGCCACAUUCAAUCAGACAUAGUCACAUUGUCAAUGACUACAGUCACUCUACUUUGCCACAUUCUAUCACACGUUUCACAUUGUCAAUGACUACAGUCAUUCUACUUUGCCAUAUUCUAUCAGACUUGUCACAUUGUCAAUGACUACAGUCACUCUACUCUGCCACAUUCAAUCAGACUUGUCACAUUGUCAGUGACUACAGUCAUUCUACUUUGCCACAUUCUAUCAGACAUAGUCACAUAGUCAAUGACUACAGUCAUUCUAUACUCUGCCAUAUUCUAUCAGACUUGUCACAUUGUCAAUGACUACAGUCACUCUACUCUGCCACAUUCAAUCAGACUUAGUCACAUAGUCAAUGACUACAGUCAUUCUACUUUGCCACAUUCUAUUAGACAUUUCACAUUUUCAAUGACUACAGUCACUCUAUACUCUGUCACAUUCUAUCAGACUUGUCACAUGGUCCAUAACUAUAGUCAUUCUUCCAAUCCCGGCUAGGCGGGACGGGACAGUUGCCGAGUUCCUAGAUCCUGCCUAAGCUCCCAUACAAGCAUCUCACUCAGUUAUAACUGCAGGUUGAUCACCAUCUCUGUACGAUAGUGCUUAGUGAAACCUACUUUCAUGUAGGUUUUUGGUCACGUGAGAUAGGCAAGAUGGUAGGAGUGGAACAUCCACUGUGCCCAAUUCACCAUCAAUAUAUGGUCAGUACCACCAUACCCGAGGUCGAGGCUCUGAAGACAGAAAUACCAGUCAUACGGGAUCUCGAAGGUGGUUAUUAUGCCAGGCAGGAAAGACAGGGCAUCCUGAUUGGACCGUAUGAAUCAGUUGAGAAGAUGAGGUUACAAGAUGAUUGGUAAGUGGAAUACAACGGAAUAUUUAACCAUUAAGUUGCGUUGCGAACUAAAGACGGAUUUACACAACUUUGCGUAAAACUGUCGCAACCUGCUUACAAGUUGAGUUGUACUGUGUAAAUCAAGCACACUACUUAUCCACAACAACGUAGGUGAGUUGUGUGUUUGAUUUACACAGUACAACUCAAGUUGUAAGCAAGUUCCAUGCAACAGUUUUAGGCAAAAGUUAGAUGUUUUACAUAAAUUUUCACACAACUAGGUGGGAUGGUGUGCCUCCCAACUUUGGUAAAGAACUGUUUGAAAGUGACUUGGACCGACUCAGUGAUCACAUUGAAGCAGCUAUGGAGAUGAUUCCUGUGCUGAAGACCGCUGAGAUAGCGAGCGUUGUUGCAGGACCUAUUACAUACACCCCGGAUGUAGUGGGCUUGUUAGGACCCUCGCAUGAAGUUUAUAACUAUUGGUUAGCGACUGCUUCUGGAUAUGGUAUCAUUCAUUCUGGUAUGAUUACAAGUUGAAAUAAUGGGCUCGGAUUGUUUCAUUGUCUUUCCCUUGUAGUUCAGACACAAACCACGACAGCUUAUUGUAGAAUACUACCUACACUGGAUCACCACAUUCGAGCUAUCUUUUCCAGGUAGUUCAGACACAAACCACGACAGCUUAUUGUAGAAUACUACCUACACUGGACCACCACAUUUGAGAUAUCGUUUUCAGGUAGUUCAGACACAAACCACGACAGAUUAUUGUAGAAUACACCCACACCGGACAGCCAUCUUUGACUAUAUACAUUUUAUUUUCGUUAAAGCUGGCUUUGCGCGGUAUCUGACACAUUGGAUGAUGCAUGGAGAACCUCUUCAUGAAAUGAGUGAUAACGACCCAGGAAGAUACGGAAAGUGGACGACAAAAGAUUAUGUGCAUGCAAAAUGUCGGGAGACCUAUGGUUUUAAUAAUAUCCUAGUUUUUCCAAAAGAAGAAAGACCGUAUGGCAGAAAGAUGAGAAUUAAUCCAAUAUACGAUGUAAUGUAAAACUGACUCUACUGCAUGGCUGUAUCACUUCUAAUCUGCCCCGGAGCGCGCGUCAAUCGAGCAGCGAACAUCUUCAUCCGGAAUCCCCAGUACCGCCGCCGCGCAGGUUCACAUACGGACCCGUGGCGCUUCAACAGCAGAAUCACAGCUGAAGCAGUCAUCCGUAUUUGAGGCCAAUUUACCAUCAGAAAAUUGCAUAUUGUUAAUCAAACCAGUGACGGAGGUGUAGGGUACAUGUCUCACCAACAGCUUAAGCAUUGCAAGGUUGUCCUGCUACCAUAACCACCACCAUCCUUUAUCACCAUCAUCCUUUAUCACCAUCAUCAUCACCAUCAUCAUCACCAUCAUCAUCAUCAUCAUCACCAUCAUCAUCACCAUCAUCAUCAUCAUCAUCACCAUCAUCAUCACCAUCAUCAUCACCAUCACCAUCAUCAUCACCAUCAUCACCAUCCUCAUCACCCACCAUUACCAUCAUAAUAAUAAUUCCUGUUACUAUUCUUAGAAACUAGUUUCGAAAGGAGCUGAGAUGGGCAUCCAUGCCGGCUGGGAACAACCCAACUGGUUUGCAAAGCCUGGUGAAGGAGGAUACGAACCGAGCUUCCGGCGUACAAACUGGUUUAAACCAGUUGGACGGGAAUGUGAACUGGUUCUAAAUAAAGUCGGUGUUAUUGACCUGACACCAUUUGGAAAAUUUGAAAUCACUGGUUCGCAAGCGACUGAAUUUCUGGAUUACAUGGUCGCCAAUAAGUUACCAAAGGUAGGAGAGAGCGGGCAUGUUGUAUGAUAUAUAAAUUGCCAAAUGGAUUGAUUGUGAAUUCGUAUUGAUAAGAACGUUCGUAUUAAAAUAUCAAUAACAUUUGGUAAGAAAAAAAUGAACUCAAAGUUUAUGUAAAUCAGCAGGGUUUUGUAUCAGAUUUUCAUGCUCCUUCAUGUUUUUCUGAUGAGGAUUACGUUGCUGACUAGUAUUUUUCUGUAUUUUCAAACAAGGUCGGAUCAACAAAUAUAAGUCAUCUGAUCACACCGAGAGGCAGAGUCUACGCUGAGUUAACCAUCACUACGCUUGCUCCAAAUCACUACUUUGUUAUCACAGGCUCGGGAUCAGAGUACCACGAUCUCAGGUAUGUCAACCUUGCUUCCCUCACCUUCUCUGCAAUGUCUACCACCCCACAUCGUCCGAUCUCUUCAUUCCGUAAUAUCUCUGACCAGCUCUCCUUCAUAUCUUAUUACGUGUCCAUUCCAUCUCAACCUUGCUUCUCUCAUUUUCUCUGCAAUAUCUACCACCCAAAUCUUCUUCUGAUCUCUCAAUUCCGUAAUGUCUCUGACCAGCUCUCCUUCAUCUCUUCUUAUUACAUCUCCAUACCAUCUCAACCUUGCUUCUCUCACCUUCUCUGCAAUAUCUACCACCUCACAUCUUCUUCUGAUCUCUCAAUUCUAUAAUGUAUCUGACCAGCUCUCCUUCAUCUCUUCUUAUUACAUCUCCAUACCAUCUCAACCUUGCUUUUCUCACCUUCUCUGCAAUAUCUACCACCCAAAUCUUCUUCUGAUCUCUCAAUUCUAUAAUGUAUCUGACCAGCUCUCCUUCAUCUCUUCUUAUUACGUGUCCAUACCAUCUCAACCUUGCUUCCCUCACCUUCUCUGCAAUGUCUACCACCUCACAUCUGCACUCCAUAAUUUCUCUCUCGGACCAUCUCUCUUUCAUCGUUAUGUGUUCAAACCAUCUCAGCGUUGCCUCCUUGAUUUCUACAUCAUCUUUCACUCCAGUAAUAAAAUCACUUACGACAUGCCCGUGUUUCAGAUGGCUGAACGACCACGCUCGCCAAUACACAGAUGUAACAAUAAGCAACGUCACCGAUGAGAUUGGCACAUUAGGCAUCUCAGGACCUCGCUCCAGGGAGGUUCUUAGUAAACUCACUGACACGGACAUGAGUCAUACGAAGUUCAAAUUUUUAACAGUCAAGGAUAUCGACAUCGCUGGUAUUCCAGUGAAAGCGAUGCGGCUAUCGUAUACAGGUACAGUCUAGAAAGCUGGGGAUUGAUAGGGAUACAACUACCUGAAAAAUACAAGGAGAUCUUCGACGUUUCAAGUGAAGACCUGACAGACUCUUUUCACGCUGACGAAGUGCCUUCGCUCGAAACGUCGAAGUUCUCCUGGUAUUUUUCAGGUAGUAGCAUCCUUAGGGACCGGUCAUUAAAUAUGGCAGGUGGAGAAAGUAGGGGGUCCUGAAUUAUUUUUUCAUUGAGAUGGGGGGGGGUCUUGAAAAUUACAUUAUGUAAAAGAGGGGGGUCUUCAGAUUUUUCCCAACAAAAGGAUGAUUGUUUCUCGUUAUAUACUAUGAACAGCCAAAAGAGAUGCAUAAAAUACCCUUUAAACUGGAACACUGGGUUUAGUAUGUAUAUAGUGUUCGUAUCGGUUUGUAUCAUAUUGAAUACGUAUAUAGUGUUCAGUGGAUGUAGGCGAGACAAGCAAUUAGGCCAUAGAGUAAUCUACCUAAAUAGAUUGUAAAAUAUUUAUUUAACUAGUUUCAUCAAAUUUUAUACCUCUUUUAAUACUCUUCAUUGAUCACUUGCUCUCCUAAGCUUUGUCCUAAUCGGGCCAGCCAUCAAUACAAAACUAUAUUUUCAAGCGGUACAAGUGGGGUGUCUUUAAAAGUAUAAAAUGGGGCUUGAAAAGGCAUAUAAUUUUUGAGGGGGGCCCCAAAAUUUUUUUCAAAAUUUCUAGUUUCUCCUCCAUCCCCCCCUUGCCAUAUUUAAUGACCGGUCCCCUAUCAAUCCAAAGCUUUAUUAUUGCCACUACCCACACUGGCACAGAAGACUGUUCAAUAUUCUAGGUACAGUCUAGCUUUGCAAAUCCAGUUUGUUUAAACUAAACGAACUUCAUUUAUAUCGGUAGCUUUCUACAAGAGGAGACUGGAGAAACCAUAGUGUUUAGUAAAGCACUCUUCCCAUGUGCAACUGAGGUGAAAUUAUAAUCAGACAACUGCAUAUUGUAGGAAUGAAUCCUUGGUCACAGUGGUGAAAGAGACUAUCAGUCUAUCGGGACAAACUUUGUGAUGAUUUUCUGCUGAUGAUUUCCGUCAAUACAGAAUUAAAUAAACUGUUUAAAUACUUACCACAUAAUAUGAACAGAGACUUCCUUUAAGAAACAUUAGGAAAUUUACUUGUUACAAGACCGUUUUAAAAAUUCUUUUAUAAAUAUUACAAAUUGUCGUUAUAAUGAGUUUCAUUGUAAAUAGGUAAAAAAAAUUUUUUUUUAGCUUUAUCUUCUUCUUAUAACUGUAAACCUUAUCAAUUAAGUAUGUGUACUGCAAGUCAAGGUAUUGAAUAAAACCAUCUAUCUCUCAAGACACAUGCACUAACGACUAUAGUACCACUAAUACCCAAGUGGUCUCGAGUUAUAAUAUUCCAUCCAUUAUUCAGGUGAACUUGGUUGGGAGUUGUAUUGUAAAAUGGACAAACUAGAACCACUCUAUGACGCAUUAAUGAAAGCUGGCGAGGAAUUUGGGAUUGGAGACUUUGGAACGUACGCCAUGACGAGCAUGCGAGUCGAGAAAGGAUUCCGAGCUUGGGGGAAUGAGGUGAGUGAUGGUAUUUUAGUGAAGCUGAUACCAGUAAUUACGUAAUUGUCUUAUUGGAGGAUUUCAGUACGUUUUCCAGAGCAUCAGAUGGUGUUCAACUUCAGAAGUGCUGACGCUAAUUUGUGGUUUGUUAUUUUAGAUGAACAUGGAUACGAAUCCGUUCGAAGCUGGUCUAGGAUUUUUCAUUAAGCUGGACAAGGUACCGUAAGAACUACUAAGUCCGCCAAACAGGAGUCGUAUAAAGCUAAUCUCGCUAUCAUUUUAUCAGCCCACAGAUUUCAUUGGCAAGGAGGCGUUGAAGAAGAUUAAAGAGGAAGGCGUGACAAGGAAAUGCGUGAGUUUGACUGUGGACACGACAGAUGUAGACCCAGAAGGAGAUGAAACGGUUUGGCAUGAUGGAAAGGUAAGGAUUAUUUUUCAUCCAUGGCGCUUUUUCUCAGUUUCUGUACAAAACUCUUAACUACUUUUGAAGUACUAGAAGCUGAUGCUGGUUUAUGAGGCUCGAAUUUACCGCUUGCAAUCUCGCAAAAUGCGAGGGUACUUUAUCUUUUGCGACAAAAGCAUUUCAUUUGCAAAGUACCAUGAUUAUCACUUUAGUUACACACGUAAAAAUAUCACAACUUGUCAACAAGAUGUGUUCGCAACAGGCUUGUAGCAAGCUUGUCAACAAGUUGUAACAAUGCUGUUAUUUUAUCAAGUUGCUACAAGGUUGUCAUUCACAAAUUGGUGAAUUGCAGGACGAUAACAGGUUGUUGGAACAACUUUGUAACAAGUUUGUCGAGCCUACUGUUUAGUAUAAAAGCUGAUACAUACAUCACUGCGUAAGAACAAUCAAAUGGCAAAAACUAAAAUACCAAACCAUUUUCUCCUAGGUUGUUGGCGUGACGACCUCGGGUUGUUAUGGCUGGCAAGUGAAGAGAAGUAUUGCGUAUGCCUUACUUCCCGUGGAGCUAUGCGAGAAAGGACAAGAGGUCGAAGUAGAAUUACUGGGCGAGCGAUGUUUGGCGAGAGUAGAGAACGAUCCUAUGGUCGACAUUGAAGUUGUUCGACACAGGAAAAUGUUGAAAGAAAAGAAAAGAACUUCGAAAUGAACACAAACAUAUCAGAACAUGAAACUACAGUAGCUGCUUCUUCGUAGAAAAAUGAAAAUUUUGUCAGUAAUAAUUAGUACCCAAUUUAGCCACAAUAGAAAUGAUGUACAGUAUAUAAACAACCAAUUCAAUAAAAUGAUUAUUUUUAAUUUCAAAAUAAGUGUACAUAUCAUUUUUGUUUCUCGGCAUGAAACACUCACAUUUUGCAGUAUGCUAAACAUUGAGGUAAUUGGUUUUAAAUAAGUCCUCUCUCUUUAUUUUUUAUUAAAUAAUUGUGCAUGGAAUUUAAUUAUAAUUUAAUUUAUUGUAUUAAUAUCUAAUUAUAGUAAAGUGGCUAGUGUGUAAGAAAUUUGUGGCUUCCAGUUUUGUGCGUUGUUCAUGAAUGCUGGGAGAAUAUAAAUUAGAGUAAAUCUUCAGUCGCCUUCACCAUUUGUUUCAUCACAGCAUUUAUCAUCUGCAGUCGUUUGUAUUUCUGUACUGCUCUCUAUCGCCGGACAAUCCUUAAUACCCUCAGUUUCCACCUUAAUCCCCUCUGCCACCUCAUCAUUGUCAUGAUCAAUGUAUCCAUUCCCUUCCUGCACAUUUUCAAUACUUUUCACUUCUAAAUGAACACUAUCAUCCUCUUGUGUAUUCUCAGUUUCUAUCACAUCCGUUUCAAAACAGUCACUAUUUCCACAAGAUAUUCCAUCAUUCGCCAUCCUUUCGCUUUCUUUAUUUGUGCCUUCAUCAUUUACAACACAAUUCUCAGAAAAUUCUGUUUUAUCUAAUCCACAUGAUUCUGUUUUAUCCAUUGUAUUUAUUUUAUCAUGCUUUAUUUCCGAAUUCAAAUCAUCGUUUUCUUUCCCUGCCUCGUUAAGCAACCCAGAAUUUUCAUUUUCAAUUCCUAGACUUUCUAUUCCGUUUUCUGCACUUAAAUCAUCAUUUAUUUCUAUCGUACCUUGAUCAGCUUCCACAUUUUCAUUCUUGCUCUUCUUUUUUCCUUUUUUAUUUAUGCUUCUGUCUUUUGCGUUGUUCACAUAUGUUGGUUCGCUUGCCUCUUCCUGCUCCAGCCGAUCUUCCAGAUUUUGCCGCAGAUUAAAUGUUGCUAUCAAAACAAACAUUACUAGUAACCCAUUGAGCACUAGCUCUCUCCCCUUGACGAGUCAAAUUG